GCCGGCCCGUCCUCCUCCACUGCCCGGCCACACACCCAGACAAACCCCACCGACUCCCGGGGACACACACUGUUAGCUGGGACACGACGAGAGACGGAGGCAGAAAAAAAAAAUAGGCUGUUGGGAGAAAAAAAAAAUCGCAUUGCAGCAUCUCAAACACUCUUCCAUCUUGUGGUCACUUUUUUGUUUUCACCUCCCAUUUAUGUUUUUCUGAAGAGGAGAAACAAACUUUGUCCGCCAUGGAGAGAUGUAAAAAUCAGUCCGGAUACUAAACUUGGACUGCGCCCUUCUGAGCUCCAACAGCGGACUGGACACACUCAACAGGACCGUUAGGUUGUUUUUUUUUUUUUUAGCUAGCUAGCUAGGUGGGAUCCGGACGACUUUGUGGAAAAAUACAAAAAAAUAUUUUUUCCUUAAACUGCAAGCCGCUUUUCGGUCUUCACUACGGGGGAAAACACCAAAGAUGCUGUCGGAGCUGAGCGAGUGGUUCUGGCAGGAGCGGCUGUGGUUUCCAGAGGGCCUGGGCUGGGCUGACCUGGAGGACCGGGAUGGACGAGUAUACGCUAAAGCCCGUGACUUGUGGGUGGCGCUGCCCAUCGCCCUCGUAUUCCUCAUUAUUCGCCAAAUCUUUGAAAGGACGGUGGCUACACCCUUGGCCUCUCUGCUUGGGGUGAAAGAGACGGUGCGGCUCAAAGUCCCUUACAACCUCACACUGGAGUCCUACUACUGUAAAAUUACCAAAAACCCCACACAGACUUCGAUAGUGAGUCUUUGCAAGCAGACUGGCUAUUCAGAAAGACAAGUGCAGCGAUGGUUCAGGAGACGAAGGAACCAGGACAGACCGAGUUUGCUCAAAAAGUUUCGAGAGGCCAGUUGGAGAUUUACCUUUUACCUUCUUGCUUUCAUUGCUGGCCUGGCCGCCCUCAUCGAUAAACCUUGGCUGUAUGACCUGAAGGAGAUGUGGCAAGGCUUCCCUGUGCUGACCCUCCUGCCAUCUCAGUAUUGGUACUACAUGAUCGAGCUGGGUUUCUACGGCUCUCUGCUCUUCAGUGUGGCUUCUGAUGUCAAACGCAAAGACUUCAAGGAGCAGAUUGUUCACCAUGUGGCAACCAUCCUUCUCAUCAGCUUCUCCUGGUGUGUCAACUACAUCCGUGCAGGAACUCUCAUCAUGCUGGUCCAUGACUCCUCCGAUUACCUCCUUGAGUCUGCAAAGAUGUUCAACUAUGCUGGGUGGCGAAACGCCUGUAACUACAUCUUCAUUGUGUUUGCUGCAAUCUUUAUUAUCACACGGCUGGUCAUCUUCCCCUUCUGGAUUAUUUACUGUACGUGGGUUUACCCAGUGACCAUCUAUGAGCCCUUCUUUGGUUACUACUUUUUCAAUGGACUUUUGAUGACUCUGCAGUGUCUACAUGUCUUCUGGGCUGUUCUCAUCAUACGCAUAGCAAUCCGCUUCCUCACCAACAAUGAAAAAGUGGACGAUGAAAGGAGCGACAAAGAUGAAACAGAUGAUUCAGAGGAGGAGGAAGAGGAGGAUAAAAAGGACAUGAAGAAAAAUGGGCCGGUGCAGAACGGUCACGCAGUCCACAACAACAACCACAGCAAGACAGAGUGAAAGCAAACAAGUGUUGGGAUGAAAAAAUGUGAGAAGGACUCAUAUCCCUCAGCAGGGGAGCAGGAGGGAGGGAUGAAAAGAGAGAGAAAGAAGAAGGGAUUUUGGGUUAGGGAGGGGGCAAGUCAUUCCCUUACAACAAAGAACAGCAGGUAUCCUGAGGAAAUUUGACACUGUUACUUUUGCACAUCACGAAAACACAGUCACACACGUUCAUCAGUACUUUUAGAGGGCACAGAGAUCCAGCAGAUACUACAUUAAGUGGCAUGGCUUUUUUUUGCUUUGUCAUCAGAGAAAAAUGUUCCGUCGUCAGUGUGAUGUCAGUCCCAAAAUUUCAAAGAGACAGGAGAGAAAAUGGACAGAGGAGGAGGGUGGCGCUGCUUCUACUUUAGCUUUCCUUGUUCUGUGUGCCUUGGAGCCAGCUGAUGGCUGUUAAAAUGCCAUUUUUAAAAAGCUUUCUGCUUUAAUCUUGUGUUGCUUUAUUUCGUCGCACCUUUUUUGUUUUCUACUAAAAGAACAAAAGAGAGUGAGUGUUGAGAAAGUGAGUCAAUAGGGCAUUUAUUUCCCUAAUUUUCUGUCUAUGCAAUUAUGUAGGUGUUCAGCUAUUGCAACGUCUUUGCACAAACAUACAGUGUCUCUUAUAUACUGUAAAAACCUGCAGUAGGAGCGCGUGCCUCUGCUCUCCAAUACGGCCUGUGCCAUUUAUAAACUGGAGCCUGUUUCACCCGGGGUUAACAUGCGUCUUGGUUGAUCGAGCACAACUGGACAGCUCUGUAUCUCUCUGUUCACACCUGGCAUUAAGAUGCGUCUUGAUUGACCACUUGUCAACAGAUCUCACUUCCCAAAUAAUUUUCGUUUGCUAAGAGAAAACGCGUUUUCAGAGCUCACCAUGUAAUGUUAUAACUUUGCUCACUAAUCUGCGAGCCCUUCAGGUCCUUAUUUGUUCUGCCUCUGCACAGCACUGAUGUUAAGAGUAGCUUCAUAUGAGCACAGACAGCGACCAGAUCUCAUCACUGGUAGGCUGUCGAGACACAGUGUCACGUGAAUUUCUCUCUUUUCAACUUGUGCAGUGGACGCAAAAUUCGUGUCCAUUGCGUCAUCAGGCAUAAAUCUAUGUCUAUUUGCGUCUUUGCAUUGACUUUGUAUGUAAACCUGCCACACAAAAUGCUCGCAUCGCGUUCUUUGCGAACACACUGUUAAGUUGUGGCCCAGGACACGUUAGCGUCCACACUGCUGCCAGAAUGUAGCCACAUGUGGCCCAAACCACCUCCGAAUGUGGUCUGAGCGUUCGGAUCUCGCAUUAGGUGCCUUCACACAUGCACGCACAAGGUACAAGGUAGAUUUAUAAUUUAAAAUUUGUAUCCUGCUACAUCUCUGGGCGUGGGACGAGUUUAGGGUUCUCGCAGCCUGGGGAAAGAAGCUGCUUCGUAGUCUGGUGGUGCAGCAGCAGAUGCUUCUGUAUCUUUUCCCAGAUGGCAACAGGGUUAACAGACUGUGGCUGGGGUGGGUGCUGACUUUGAAUAUCCUCUGGACUCUGCCGAUAUCUCAAUUCACCAAAGUCCCUGAUGCUCUGUUGAUGGGCAGUUUUAAUACUCACUGUAACAUUCCUGUCCUGGGCCCUGCAUAAACCGUGCCAGUUUGUGAUGUUUCCAGUCAGAACGCUUUCUAUUGCUCCUCUGGAGAAGUUGACCAGGAUCUUGCUCUGGAUUUUAGAAGUUUCCGUAGGAACCUGGUUGAUAAUGUGUGAUCACCACCCAAGUUAAAAGAAAAGAGCUGUCCACUUGUGAUAAUCCAGGAUUUAUGUUAAAUUCCAGGUGUAAACAGGGCCUUAGUCUGCCUUGCAAGAUUUAAAGGAGUAAAUUUGGAGUCUGUUUUGUAGAUAAACAUGAAGAAAAUGUCUGUUUAAUUCUUAAUCCAUUUUAGCUCGUUAUGUUCCACUCCUUCUUCCAAAAGAGACGCCUGACCUGCAUUGGUGAUCCUCCUCAGUUCUGUUUGAGCGGUCAGGAAUUCGCAGAAACGAGUGCUUAGUACACACACUGCAAUACAAAUCACAGCUUCCUGCUAGUUGUGACAGAGCUGAAUGUUUUUCCUCGCUGGUUUGGCUGAAGCUCUUUGAAUAACACCGAUGCUGCCACCCACUGAAACUCACGACUCCAUAAAAUCAAUGUGAAGGUGGGCUGCUUUGUUGGAGUUUUACUAAGUUGAAUGGAAUGGGACAGAUUAACCAUUUCCAGAUUUUUCAAAUAUGGGCCAGAUUUCUUCAAUUCACUGCCUUGUAGCUCGGGUUAUGUUUGUUAACCUGGGUUAGUUUUAACUGUUGAUCUAAGUGAUUGAUUUUAGGUAUGAUUGUGUGUAUAAAACAUGUUUUUACAGCUUUUAUUUGAUCUGUUGAGUAUGUAAAAGAUAUUGAAAUCAAUGUUUGGCAGAUAAGUGACUCAUGAGGAAUAAGAGAAAUGAGUGUUGCCGUUUUGCUGUCAUGCUUUAAAGUUGUUUGUAUGUCAAAGUGCCUUAUCUGUCAUGUGUGGGAAGCUCUCUCUCCUGUCUUCAUGUGCGCUCGUUUUCUUUCCUGUCUCCGCCUCACCGAUCCCACUCUAGUACGUCCUCCCUCCACUGUCUCAUCCAUCACCCCACUCCUCUCCUUUAUUAUUAUUAUCGUCCUUUCAAACUCACCCUCAUUCUGCCAUCAUGUUCUUUUUUACUAACCCAGACCAACCAGCAACCUCUCUUCCCCGGAGAUACAGAAGAAACAACUGUGUCCUAAUUACAGUGUUAUUUUUUCUUUUUUUUUGUUUGUUUAAUGAUGCCUAAGUAUUGUUAUUAAUAAUAAAAGCAAAGAUCAUG
Messenger RNA from Plectropomus leopardus (leopard coralgrouper), 4450 nucleotides. RefSeq names its product ceramide synthase 2b (gene cers2b). Lineage: Eukaryota; Metazoa; Chordata; Actinopteri; Perciformes; Serranidae. Gene Ontology annotation, molecular function: sphingosine N-acyltransferase activity; DNA binding. Gene Ontology annotation, biological process: ceramide biosynthetic process. Gene Ontology annotation, cellular component: membrane. The record is from RefSeq and is a predicted model, not a curated record.